AUGCUCGCCACCCGCGUAUGGUUUGGCUUCAACAACGGCCAAGGGGCGGUCGACGGCCUCUGGGCCGGCGGCAGCGACCUGGCCACUGACUUUCUGGAGGUGGUGCGGCUGGUGUCGCUCCUGGGAUUCAACGCCGUGCGCCUCCCGUUCCGGCCGCUGCCGCCGGCGCCGAUUUCCAUCGCGCGGCCGGGGGGCGCCAAGGCAUGCAACUCGUACAUGCCGACCGGCACUGGGCUGGACCGCCUGCUGUGGACUGUGCAGGUGCUCAACGCCCACAGCCUGUACGUCAUCCUGGACUACCACGGCUCCUCAGGGCAAGCCCUAGAAACCGAUGGCGUCGCACGCGCCGACGCGUUCGCGGCCCGCUGGGCCGACGUGUGGCGCGCGGUCGCGUGCCUCCCUGGGUGGCGCGAGGACCUGGCGGGGCGGGUGGCGGCCGACAUCCUGAAUGAGCCGGAUAUGCUGGGGCUCAAGUGA
Monoraphidium neglectum is the source of this 477-nucleotide messenger RNA. RefSeq lists its product as hypothetical. Bases 1 to 477 code for a protein of 158 amino acids. NCBI's taxonomy places the organism in Eukaryota, Viridiplantae, Chlorophyta, Chlorophyceae, Sphaeropleales, Selenastraceae. The transcript has 4 exons. Gene Ontology annotation, molecular function: hydrolase activity, hydrolyzing O-glycosyl compounds. The record is from RefSeq and is a predicted model, not a curated record.